Messenger RNA from Dibothriocephalus latus, 606 nucleotides. The record is from the annotation of a GenBank genome assembly. NCBI's taxonomy places the organism in Eukaryota, Metazoa, Platyhelminthes, Cestoda, Diphyllobothriidea, Diphyllobothriidae.
AUGAUAAUUCCAAAGUUCGUUGUCGUACUGUUGCUGUUAGGACACACUUAUGCCGGUCCUAUGAAAUUCCAGAUCGAUGUGAAAAAAAACGAACCAUUUGUAUUCAAAUUUGAUGCGGGAGCCAAAGUCGAGGACAAAACGCUUAAACUCGAUGAAAAAGAUCUAGCUCUUUGCAAAGAAAAUGCGAAAACUGAGGCAGCUGACGUAAUCAAAGAUUGCUACAAACAAAGCGUGGACGUCAAAGUGAACUUCGUACUUACAGGCUUGAACGGCCAAACAACAGUGAAAUUUACGCCUGAGAAAAUCUACAAAAUUGAAGUAGCCGCUAUGACUGGAGAAGACAAGGGUCCGAAUGCACCUGCAGCAAACGAUGCAACCUGUAAAAAAGGCAAAGGGUCAAAUUGUCUAACAGUUGUUAGCGAGGCAAAUCCCGUUGAUGUUACUGUUGACAUGAAAGAGGCACCGCGCACUCUGACGCUGGCAGAUAAAAUUGCAGUUACCUUCAACCCGAAAACCGGCUCAGGGGCAGGCGGUGCAGCCAUAGAGGUGUCACUCUCGGCGGCCCUCAUUCUUGUAAACAUGGCUCUCCUAUACCUCACCCAUUAG